Messenger RNA from Ostrinia nubilalis (European corn borer), 1677 nucleotides. RefSeq names its product UBX domain-containing protein 6 (gene Gint3). The transcript is spliced from 9 exons. Gene Ontology annotation, molecular function: protein binding. The record is from RefSeq and is a predicted model, not a curated record. Gene Ontology annotation, cellular component: cytoplasm. The coding region runs from base 183 to 1532 and encodes 449 amino acids. NCBI's taxonomy places the organism in Eukaryota, Metazoa, Arthropoda, Insecta, Lepidoptera, Crambidae.
CUAUUGUUCACUUUAUUGUUAAUCUUCAUAUCCUGGAGAGUGUAUGGAAAGAGAAUUUCCGAGCGGUUUAUGAAGCCUGAUUUUCGUGUUUCACAGCUACAUCUGCUACAAUUGAACAACUAAAAGAGAGCGUUUCCAAACUCAAACUGCCCAAAGAACACAGUCCACGCAUUUAGAGCAAAAUGGCGGAUAAAAUUAAAAAGUUCUUCCAAAAGAAAAAAGUUGAUGCCAAAUUCAAAAUGGCCGGCCCUGGCCACAAGCUUAGUGAAUCGACGAUGAGCAGCCAGAGUUCGAAUUCUAUGAGGCGUGAAGCAGAAGUUAUAAAACGCUCUGGAUUGUCGGAGGAAAGCAAGGUUGCCGCUGACGCUGCUCUGGCCAGAUUGCAGCAGAAAAGAGAUAAUCCAUCGUUCAAUACUUCGUUGGCUGCCAUUCAGGCCCAAGUCAGAAAAGAAUUGGAGAACGAACGCGCUUCGUCUUCAACGCCAACGCAGAGUGGAGAAUUGAAGGAGAAAGUAGAGAAAAAAGAGUCUGAUCUGGAUCUGCCCAGGAAUUAUGCCGCUGCCGGAGUUUACUUCAAGUGUCCAAUAAUAAGCAAUGACAUACUGCCCCGGGACGAGUGGAAGGCAAACAUCAAGACCUUCCUGUACGAACAGUUGGAGGAAGAGAGAGGGUUGACAGCCUGUCUCAUCAUACAAUCUUGUAAUAGUAAUAGGGAAAAGGUUGACACAUGUGUUGAAACAUUGUGCAAGUAUCUAGAGAACAUAGUCACGCACCCAGAUGAGGAAAAGUAUCAAAAAAUUAGAAUGUCUAACAGAGCCUUCAACGAAAGAGUUCAGCCGAUGGAAGGUGCCAUGGAGUUGUUAUUCGCAGCUGGGUUCAGGCAAACCAAGCUGGCCAGCCCCGAUGGGACGGAGGAAGACUAUCUGGUGUUCGGCAGGGAGCAUGUGGAGUCUGUUGAGAGUUUGGUGACAUUAAUAGACGCUCUGCGCUCCGCGGAACCGAUCCAAUUAGAGCUGGACCGCAACCUACAAGUACUUCUGCCCUCGCAAGCCGCGGCCAAGGUCCAGCUGCCGGCCUCGUUCUAUGCUCUAUCACCAGAGGAGAUCAAGAGGGAACACCAGCUCAGGACCGAAGCGAUAGAGCGCAGCCAGAUGCUUCGCACCAAGGCCAUGCGGGAGAAAGAUGAGAUGCGAGAGAUGAGGAAAUACAAAUUCGCCAUCAUCCGGGUUCGGUUCCCCGACGGGAUCUUGCUACAGGGAACGUUCGGCGUAUACGAGCGGUACAACGAGAUUCACGAGUUUGUCCAAGAGAAUUUGGAACACAACGGAUUGCCUUUCGUCCUCAACACACCCACAGGACACAAACUACUACUCGAAGAAGACGCGAAUAAGACCCUUAUUGACCUGAGAUUAGUACCAGCCACAGUGCUCACAUUCGCUUGGCACUCGUCGGUGUUUGAAGAAAUCAAUAAUAGCCCGAAUAAGGACGUGUUUUUGAAGCCUGAAGUCAUGGUGUUAGUUCAAGAGGUCUAGUUGAGGGUAUGUUUUAAAGGAGUAUUCACAUCAAUCUGAUACAGAUGUGAAUGUACCCUUAUUUGUCUGAUUUUAACUUAUUUUCGAAUAGUUGCUUGCGUUCUUACACGAUCAGUGCAUUAAUUGACCGCACUGAAAUAAUCAA